Messenger RNA from Acomys russatus (golden spiny mouse), 1230 nucleotides. RefSeq names its product testis expressed 28 (gene Tex28). The record is from RefSeq and is a predicted model, not a curated record. NCBI's taxonomy places the organism in Eukaryota, Metazoa, Chordata, Mammalia, Rodentia, Muridae. The transcript has 4 exons. Gene Ontology annotation, cellular component: endomembrane system. Bases 1 to 1230 code for a protein of 409 amino acids.
AUGGUUUUAAAGGUAGAAAGCGCCAAGAGCUCAAGUGCAACCCUUCCCUCCAAUGUGCCUUCCUGCCGGUCCCCGCCCUCCAACCGUGAUGAUUGCCCCAGCAGUCACACCAGCUUCUCAGAUGGCGAGCUUGCCAGGAAUGUGAAGGAAGGUGUCAAACACCGAAUCUUCUACCUCUCAGAGCAGCUGAGAGUGGAGAAGGCCAGUAGGGAUGAGAAUACUAUGAGCUACCUCAAGCUGGUAUCCAAAGCUGACAGACACCAGGCCGCACACAUCCGGCAGGCCUUUGAGAAGGUGAACCAGCGCACCUCUGCCACCAUUGCUCACAUAGAACGAAAGCUCUAUCAGUGUCACCUGCAGCUGAAGGAGCUGGAAGAGGGCAGCAUCCCAACAAGCUCGGCCCUGAAGGUGGCCAGCGACACGGACAGCAGUAAGCAGCCGUGUGCACGGAUCUCAUAUUCCAAGUUGUCCAAGCCAGGCGGGAAGGACAGCCUGCCCACGAGCGCUGCUAAGCCCUCCGCUGUGGAUGGUCACUUGUCAGGCAUGCAGCAAAGGAAAUUGUCAGGCAAAAAAUACCUGGCCCAGAAACAAAAGCUGCUGUUGCAGAAGAUGAAGGAAGAAUUGACGGAAGCCAAGAAGGUCCAUGCUAGCCUUCAGGUCUCCCAUCAAAGCCUCAAGGAAAGCCACGGGGCUAAUGUGACGGAGAUACUGGAGUUACUUCAGGAAAAGAAAACCAGACAAUCAAUAAUGGAAAAACAGGCGAAUUAUCACUUGCAGAGAUACCUGGAUGAGAUUUGCCAUCUCAAACAGCAUCUGGCAUGUACUGAAGAGAAAAUGGCCUAUUUGUCCUAUGAAAAAGCCAAGGAAAUAUGGGAUGUAAUGGAGACGUUCAAGAGCAGAAUAACUAAGCUAGAAACUCUACAGCAAGCUACCCAAAUGGAGAUGAUGGCCAGCCUCAGAACCCGUCCCAAGGACUUUUUGUUCAGAUUCAUAAGCUGGCUUCUCACCCUGACCACUAUCCUCUUGGUCUUGAUCUCUACUUUGUGUUCUUGUCCCUUGUCCCUGCUCAACUCACGUCUGCGCGUGUUCACUUUAUUUGUGCUGAUUGGUCUUGGGACCUUGGCCUGGCAGAAGCGACAUAUCAUCUCCAUCAUGAACUGGCAGGCCUGGGUCCCCUUCAAGUGGAGAUCAGACUUCAAGGACACUAAGCCUCCAUUAGAUGGACACUGA